Molecule: messenger RNA, 7688 nt
Organism: Phycodurus eques (leafy seadragon)
Lineage: Eukaryota; Metazoa; Chordata; Actinopteri; Syngnathiformes; Syngnathidae
Product: RAS guanyl-releasing protein 1-like
Exons: 16
Coding region: 1359-3320 (653 amino acids)
Biological process (GO): positive regulation of GTPase activity; Ras protein signal transduction
Cellular component (GO): plasma membrane
Molecular function (GO): calcium ion binding; guanyl-nucleotide exchange factor activity
Source: RefSeq, a predicted model, not a curated record
GUAUGUGAGCACAGCCACUUGUUGAACAUCACCCUGACCAUGCAUCGCCUCCUCAUCUCCUCCAGUGAUCUGCUGGAUAAGCUCACCGAUCUAUAUCCUUCAGCAACCUGACAGAAACACAUUAUUGAUAUCACAGAUACAUUUGUAGGCAUUUUGAGUGGUGUGGAGCCCGUAUUUGGUUGUCAAGAGUGACAGCAAAUCUCCUGCUUGGCUGCUCACACUGCUGGCUCGCCUGCAUAAGAAGUGAGCAACAUGUUCGGAGUUGCUGCUGCUUGCAUUUCUGUGCAAAAAUCUUGGGCCACCACUAACUUUGUUGUUUUUAAUUUCAUUUUUUUUCUCCCUUUUUUUCAACCACAGUCAUUUUGACAUGGGGCCUAGCUAGCCAUUUUGGGGCCCAGGACAAACUUUGGGCCCUCCAGAUCACAUCAUCAUCACAUCACUGACAAAUGUUUUAUUUUCAUUUUCAGAAAAACCACCAGUUGUGAAUCACUGGUAUAAAAAACAUCCAACCUUUUAAAAUAAGCGACUAUUAUGCCACAUGGCUUCCACAAAACAAGGAAAUGGUUACUAAGGGGUAAAAACAACACACAAUGUGGGGAAAGACCAUUAGAAUUGAUUUGUGAAAAAAUAUUAAAUUGACCAUUUGUUCAUGAGGGAUUUCUGGCUGACAGUGGCGAUAAUGAAUUUUAUAAGGUCCCAUUGACCAAAGAAUAAUUAAUAUUUACUUAGUGUAAAAUCUGGGCCUGUUUAUUUGAACACAAUGCUAUUAUUAUGUUGUAUGAAAGGCAACAGGUGGCUGCAUAGGUUAAAUGUACCUUCGGCCGUUGAGAAAAAGAGCAUUGUUCUGCCUGUCACAAUACUGUAUGUAGCUGUCAUGGAUAGUUGAACAAUGGAUUGGAAAUAAUGUAAAUAAAUAUAAAUCAUUUGUUAUUUCUGAACCAAUUUAGUGAAGUUUGAUCAUUUCCAGCAGCACAUCUGAUGAUCUCUCAUGACACACUAAUGUGCCUCCUCCCCUACUAUCAUCCUGUUUGUCAUCCACCAGGAAAUAGCCUGCUAUCUAACCAACAGAUGGGCAAACAAACACAAACAUGCAUUGCAAUUUGCAAUUUAUGCAUUGCUAAAACAACAAAUAUAAUGGACAAGACCUUUGCGCAAUCCUGUAUUCUUGUAUCUUCUCUUUAGCUCCAUUGUGUCAAUUUCUGUCAUUUGCAGCACUUGGAUCCCAUGCAUUAAAAAAACCUUGGUGACCGGAGUGGCGGGCUUUCUGUCUCAGCUUCCAUUCAGGAAACGGUGGUGGCGUCACAAAGCCUCUCAGAGGAGCACACCUUCUUAGCGAGCAGCCUUGGGGUUUCAGUGCCAUGGACAAUGAGCAGCCAGCAGAGUGCCAGAGAAUAUGCUACCUCAUCAGGCAUUGGAUUCAGGAAUUUUGGAUGAUGUUCAGGUUGCACCACAGCUUGUCAGACAGCUUGGACCAGCUCCGGGAGCUGAUCAGUGAGCAGGGACAAGAGCAUCUAUGCUCUCUUCUAGAAACCAAAUGGAUAAACGAACGGGACUGGUCGUGGAAGGCCAGCCAGAAGAUCAAAGCCAACAGCAGUAAAAAGAGGAAGGUCUCCCUUCUCUUUGACCACCUGGAACCCAUUGAACUGGCCGAGCAUCUCACCUUCCUGGAGUUUAAAUCAUUUUGCAGGAUUUCCUUUAUAGACUACCAGAAUUACAUCCGCAACUGCUGCAUGAAGGACAUCCCCGUGAUGGAGCGUUCCAUCGCCCUGUGCAAUGGGGUCUCCCAGUGGGUUCAGCUGAUGGUGCUGAGCAGGCCGACGGCUCAGCUUAGAGCUGAGGUGUUCACCAAGUUCAUCCACGUGGCGCAGGGUUUACAUCUCAUGCACAACUACAACACGCUAAUGGCAGUGGUGGGAGGGCUUUGUCAUAGCUCCAUAUCCAGACUGAAGGACACCACCUCCCAUGUACCCAGUGAUGUCAUCAAGGUGUUAAAUGAAAUGACAGAUCUGCUCUCCUCAUGCAGAAACUUUGAUAACUACAGACAAACAUACAACAAGUGUAUAGGUUUUAAAAUCCCCAUCCUGGGCGUGCACCUUAAAGACCUCAUUUCGGUGAAUGAGGCCAUGCCGGACUAUGUGGAAGACAAUAAAGUGAACGUGCAGAAGCUGCAGGCCCUGUACAGCCAUAUCAACGAGUUGAUGCAGCUCCAGCAGAUCCCUCCCAAGCUGGACGCCAACAAGGACUUGGUCCAUCUCCUGACGCUGUCCUUGGACCUUUACUACACUGAGGAUGAAAUCUACGAACUCUCUUACGCCCGGGAGCCCAAGAAUUGUAAAGCCCCUCCAGCCACCCCUUGUAGACCUCCAUUGGUUGUAGACUGGGUAUCGGGAGUGGCUCCUAAACCUGAUCCUCGAACCAUUAGCAAACAUGUGCAGAGAAUGGUGGACUCCGUGUUUAAGAACUAUGAUCACGAUGAGAACGGCUUCAUUUCUCAAGAAGACUUUGAGAAAAUUGCCGCCAGCUUCCCCUUUUCCUUCUGUGUCAUGGACAAAGACAAAGAGGGACUUGUGAGCAGAGAUGAGAUCACAGCUUAUUUCAUGCGGGCCAGUGUCAUCUGCUCCAAACUCGGCCUGGGCUUUGUUCAUAACUUUCAGGAGACCACUUAUAUGAAGCCCACCUUCUGCGACAACUGCUCUGGAUUUCUGUGGGGCGUCAUCAAGCAAGGCUACAGAUGCAAAGACUGCGGGAUGAACUGCCACAAGCUGUGUAAGGACCAGGUGGCCUUUGAGUGCAAGAAGAACACCAAAUUGAACAACAACGGCAACACCACCGACAGUCCCACGCCCAGCUCCACGCCUGUUACCGCGGGAACCUCGGAGGGUUCAGACGAGUGUCCUUUCCAGUACCCGCUUGAUGACAGCAAUGACUGGAGUCCAGACUCUCCAGUCACCUCACAUUUCAGGCUUAACCGGGUCCACACCGCCACUCAGACCGAGGGUCCGCCGCUGUCCACUGAUGCCACAUGCCCUCACCCGUCUCUGCUGGUGCCCUCGACGACGUGUCCCAGCCCGCUGCCCCAGAGGAAAAAGCGACACUGCGCCAAGUGGGAGAACCGAGUUUCUGUUGUACACAAGUCCCGAGAACCAGAAGAGGAGAACAAAUCCAUCACUGAAGCACUGCAAUCAGACAACGAGAGUCUCCUAAAAGCCAACGAGACACUACACAGGAAGUUGAAGGAGGCCGAGCGGGAAGUGGAGAUGUUAAAGACGCUGCUGAAGAGGCACGCGCUCCAUCCUGUGGAGGAGGACGAAUCCUCCUAGACACAUCAAGUACAUACAGUAUCAUCAGACCAACAUUUAUGUUCUCCAUCCGCAGUACAGUAAAGUUGUAAUACAAACAGUAUAUGAGUGAUGAGACCAAGGCAUUUUUGGAUCGUAUGCUAAACACGGAGUGUGAUGCACACGGCCAGUUAAGGUUUUUGGAGAACCAAUCAGGGUAUUAUUACCACAUUCUGGUUUUAAAUUAAACAUAACAUUGAUUAAAUAAAUUGAUAAGUAUAAAGUUUAAAGAAACAGUGGAACCUCCAAAGUUGAACACAAGCAGCUGUGUGAUGCUGGUUGACUUCCAAGUUGUUCGACGUUCCCAUAGAGAAAAGCGUAAUUAAAGUGUCAUGGAAAAUAGGCAACAUCAAAUUCCUUAAUUAACUACACAGGUAAAAGUUUAAGAUUUCUAACUUUCAUAGUUGUAUAAAGAGAAUUAACCACUGUAAAAUCAAACUAAAAAAAUACUGUAAAAUAAACUACUUAGACUUUGAAGACACUAGAGAGACAGUAAUGGAGAAAGAACAGGAAGGUGUUUGCAGUGUGAUACUGUCACCUAGUGUCGUUUGUCUGAAUUAUUAAAGCCUUCUGAUCUUUAAUCUUUAAAUUAUGAAUUAAUUUUAUUGCUGAUGUUGUACUGACAAGUCCGACCUUUUCCGACUGAAUGUCGCAUUGAGUCGCCAUUCGGAUCCUAUGGUUAUCCCCAAACUUUUAUGGUGGCAAAAAGCAAAACACACUUACUCAGUUAAUCCUUUAGAUCAGUUGUUCUCAACUGUUGUCACCUCGGUACCCGCAUUUCCUACUCUUGCUCAUUUGUGACCCUCUUUAACAGAAGUGACGAACACAUACAGUAUUGUUAAAAAUAGCCUAUGAAAACAUGAAUAUAUUUUUACACAUAACAACACAUGCUUACACCAGUCAAGUCACGAUGUUUCUGCCGCAUGCCUGUCAAAAUGUUAUUUGCCAAAGUAAAAGACAAAUCCAACCUGGGAUGCACGUUUAAUAUUUCACUGUUCCUACGACGGCGACGUAACACGAAUUUGUUCGCAAAAUUUGUAUGAAAAACACCUGUAGGCCAAUCAAAUCAAUCCAAAGAAACAAUAAAUACAGUACUAACUGAGUGUGCCUUCUUGUACCACAUGAAGACAUUGUUUUACACUGUAACAUUGAAAUGUUAUAUUAGAUACGUAAACAGAGGACCCCCUGUAAUUAUAUACUACCUGUGCAUGACCCAAAAAUGUUUUUGCAUCACGACCAACCCCCCAGUAAAGAAAGCUUUAGAUGAUCACUAAUAUUUUGCUUACUGUCACACAUGAUGAUGGUUUGAGGCAUUUUACAAACAUUUGGUUGCACUCCACAUUUUGGUCGUUCAACUUUGGAGAAUCCACUGUACAUUAAAAAAGAAGAUGGCAAGAAACAAAAAUGGUCAGACGCUAUUAAUAUCUAAUUAGUACAUAAUAGUCAUACACUGUAAAUGUAGUAAAGGAACGCUGAGUGCCAUAAUGUAGAGUGAAAAACGAGAUAUUUAUGUUCAAACAGAUUUUGGGAAUAACAUCCUGUGGGGUAUUGUGUGUUUGAGGGGCAGUCAAAACGUAGUGAGCCUUAUUUAAUUUAACUUACUAAUAAUUGAAUUUUUUUUCCCCAAAAAAAUUUUGUUUGUAGUUUAAAUACUUGUUUGAAGGUUUAUUUCCAUCCAUCCAUCCAUUUUCUGAACCGCUUCUCCUCACUAGGGUCGCGGGCGUGCUGGGGCUUAUCCCAGCUAUCAUCGGGCAGGAGGCGGGGUACACCCUGAACUGGUUGCCAGCCAAUCGCAGGGCACACAUAUACAAACAACCAUUCGCACACACAUUCACACCUACGGGCAAUUUAGAGUUUUCAAUUAACCUACCUUGCAUGUUUUUGGAAUGUGGGAGGAAACCGGAGUGCCCGGAGAAAACCCACCCAGGCACGAGGAGAACAUGCAAACUCCACACAGGCGGGGCCGGGGAUUGAACCCGGGUCCUCAGAACUGUGAGGCUGACGCUCUAACCAGUCGUCCACCGUGCCGCCGAAGGUUUAUUUAAAAAGUUUUAUUUAAGUCUGUCCUCCUACUGUCGCCAUGAAAUGAUGUCAUUGUCGGAUGCCCAUCAGAAGCAGAGAGCUGUGAUUGAAUUUCUUGUUUUGGAUCUGGAACCACCACUAAACCAUUUUCUAAAAGUUACAAAAUGUGUACGGGGAAGCUGCAAUAGGCGACAGCACCGUCAAAAAGUGCGUGUCCGGGAGCAAAGGCGAAGUACACGAGCCUGUUCUGAGUGAACUCCGUGACAAGCAAAGAAUCUCCUGAAGUCAUCAGUUCCUUUGGCGAAACAACAAUAACCCAAAACCCAUACUCACCCGCUCUGGCCCCUUCAGAUUAUCACCUUUGUGGACCUUUAAAAGAAGGACUUGGGGUCAGCACUUCUCUGAUGACGAACAAGUAAUGCAAGCUAUAAACAACUGGUUACUAGCGCAGUUUACUGAAUUUGACAAGGUUGGCAUAUUUGCCCUUGUUCAUCGAUGGACAGUCGGUCUUGAGAAAAAAAAGGGGAUUAUAUCAAGUAAUGUAAGAAGUGAUUAAAUCCCACUUUUUGAGCAUUAUUUUUAUGCGUAUAUUGCUUUUCUAUUGCAACAACUAAAGCUAGAGCUAAAUUGGGCUCAUUACUUUUUGACUGUCCCUCAUAUAAUAGUAUAAAAGUAUAUUAAUAAUUGCAGUAGAAUGACCCCUACUUAACUACUUUUAGUGCAUCUUUUUCAUGUUUAUUGUGUGAAACACUACACAGUUCAUACGAACUGUGAAAUUACACGUUUUUUUGUACAUUGGUACUUACUGUUCAGUAUAAUUUCUUCUUAUCUGUGCAUGGCAUAUCGCUACUUUUGUUUUAUUGUUUUAUAGUAAGUGUUGUAAAUGGAAAUUGUGGUGUUUGUGUUUAUUGACAGUGCCAGCCACAAGGAUAGUUAAGUGGCCUACCUGCUCAUCUUCCAUGUCAGUAUUGUGGGCUUUUUGUUAAAAUUAAAUGCUGGGCAUUCAGUAUUAAAAAAAACAUUACUUGUAUUACUCCAUUUCAUCAUUGGGGGGCACUAGAGCCUCAUAAGGGUACCACGAAAUUCUAGGCUGUAUUACCACAUCAGUUCUCGUCUGCUUUCUAAGAAAAUUUAUCGUUUUGCUGAGUAGUUACUUGAAAGGAAAUAUUUUUUCAUACAACUUAAUUUCUCCAAAUGAUACAAGUUUUUUUGUUGUUGUCUUUGGCAUUGUGUUGUAGUCAAAAUGUACUUUGCUACAACAGGUAUUCAUGCCAUAAGCCAUUGAGAGUCAUUGUGUGUACAUUUCUUGCAAUGCUGUGUGAAGAAUUGCCUCUGAGGUGUGCAUACCAGCGCCUCCCUAGUCUAUAGCGCCGCUGACCACUCAUUUAGUUCCAAUUGAAUGGGAAAGGGGGAAAAUAACACCGGGCCAAGUCCAGCAGGCUGUAUGCACACCAAUACUGAAUAGUUUCCAAUAUCAAGGUUGGAUGGGGGGAAAGGGUCUUUUAAAAGCAUAUUUAAAAGGCUGUUACUCUAUGCUGCAGGUGGGAAUUUAAUGGUCUCACUGACAAAUCAAUCAGUUGAAAAUCAAUAUGCAACCUACAACCGAGACAAGCCAUUAUGGUGUAGCCAGAAGGACAUAUGUGGGCUAAACGAAACGCUGCAUUAUAAAACAGUCAACAGUCUGCCUAAAUACAGAGGCAGACAGACGAUUUAUCACACAGACAUCAGUGUUCAACGGAACCUCCUGUCUAACACUCCAAAAGGGAAACAAUUUGGAUCCCAACCAAAGCAUUUUCUGGAAAAAAAAAAAAUUAAAUAAUUAUCAUAAUAGCUCACAAAAAAUGAAGUCCAUCAUUAUGGGUGAUCUCAGCAAAUCUUAUGAGACUCCAGCUCCAUGAGAAUAAAAAAGAAUAACAAUUUGGAGUCUGAUCAAAUGUUUUUCUGGGGGGGGGGGGGAAUAUGCCUUAAAAAUCAAUCAAAAGUUCAAGUUCAAACCAUCAUCAUGCAUGAGAUCGGUGAAUGUGAAGCAUAAAAAUGAUUAACUCCUUGCUUUUCCAUGGAUUUCCCCGCUAAAAGGAAAGAGUUCAAUUAGCCAGUGGUGGUUUGCACAAGUGGCAUUCAUUCAAAGUCUGGAUGGAGUCUCAAAGUCUCGAUUUGUCGCUAGUUGAUUUUGGGCAAAAGCAGUUGCGAGAGAGGUUGGAAAAGGAGUAAAAUAUAGCAACAAAGUCACUAAGUUUGCCCGAGUACAGAGACAGAAAAUGAAUUUAUCACAGAGACAUCAGUGUUCAUACGAAUCACCAGUAAAAACACCACCAAAAAAAUGAAAAA